Molecule: messenger RNA, 886 nt
Organism: Lolium rigidum
Lineage: Eukaryota; Viridiplantae; Streptophyta; Magnoliopsida; Poales; Poaceae
Exons: 3
Coding region: 9-641 (210 amino acids)
Source: RefSeq, a predicted model, not a curated record
GCUUUGCAAUGAUCACCCACAAAAUCCAAAUCAGACAGCAGACGAUGGCAUCGGCAGCGCCAUACGCCAGCAGCCUACCUUGCCUGACAAAACCACGACCACCACCGCCGGGAUUCAUCUCCCCUCCGCCGUCUCGCUCCGGCCUCCACCUUCGAACCCGACCUACCAAGACCAGGAGACCAAUCGUCGGCGCAGCAGGAUCCCUCCCCUCCUCCUCCAUGGCCGCAGCCCAGCCUCAGACGCGCGAUGUCCCACAAGAAGGGGCGGAGGAGACAAUGAAGCUGCUGUUCGUCGAGAUGGGCGUCGGGUACGACCAGCACGGCCAGGACAUCACCGCCGCCGCCGUGCGCGCCUGCAAGGACGCCAUCUCCUCCAACUCCAUCCCCGCCUUCCGCCGAGGGUCGAUACCGGGGGUGAACAGCGAGCAGAUGAAGCUGCAGAUCAAACUCGGCGUGCCAAGGCCGGUGCAGCAUCUGUUGGACUUCCAGAGAAUUAAGGCCGUCUUCCCCUACGGCGAGAUCACUAGCUGCGAGGUUGUUGACGGUGGGAUGAUCUGUUCGAGUGGAACAUGCAUCGAAGCAAUGGGAGAUAAAAAUGACGACUGCUAUAUUGUCAACGCCGCAGUCUACGUCGGUUACUAAUGUCAGUGUAAGGAAUCAUGUCUUGGAACAGAAGACUGGGAGAUUUCCUAAGCAAUAAUCAUGUAACUGUCAUGAACAGACAAAUUAUAGUCAGGGGGGAGUCCAAAGAGGCCUCCUUGUACUCCCACUACCUAGCAGCGCAUUGUAACCUCGUUCGUUAUGUUACCAUGGAUGGCGAUGUCGUUGUUAGCCUCAUAGUUGUAAUUCACAUGAAUUGGCCUGUACAUUUUCACUGUGUGCUCUAA